AUGUCGACGUUAGGGACCAGCUACUAUGUGGACUCUCGCAUUCUUCCGGAGCAGGAGGACAUGAUGGCACCGAGGUACCCAUCAGCUGCAGCGGGGGUGGAGCAGGCGGUCAGUGAAUAUGGCGGACAGGAGACUUUGCAGGCGAAAGCCUCCAUUUUUGGCGGAUCUUGGAGCAGCGUCACGGCUCCGAGCGCGGCCGCCCCGACCUACAUCCAUCACCACCAGUACGCCAGCGGGGACUGCGACGGCGUGUUCGCGCGCUCCUCCUGGGCGCUGGAGCCGGUUUCGGCGUCGCUGUGUUUGGCGGGGAUCCCGCACUACGACAUCAAACCCGAGCCGCUGAUCUCCGGCGCAGAUUGCGCCACUCUGGAGACGCACACUCCUCUUUUGUCUGACAUUGAGAGCGGAGCGAGCCUCGCGGAGAUCCAAACCUCCCCCGCGUCCGGAGCCGCCGAGGAGAAGCAGGCAGAGAAAACAGAUGCGAAUAAUCCUUCAUCCAACUGGCUGCACGCAAAGCCCACCAGGAAGAAGCGCUGCCCCUACACAAAGCACCAAAUCCUGGAGCUGGAAAAGGAGUUUCUCUUUAACAUGUACCUCCCCCGGGACCGGAGGUACGAAGUGGCGAGACUUCUGAAUCUGACCGAGAGGCAGGUAAAAAUCUGGUUCCAGAACCGCAGGAUGAAGAUGAAGAAGGAAAACAAAGAGCGGCGGAAACAAAGCUGA
Nematolebias whitei (Rio pearlfish) is the source of this 723-nucleotide messenger RNA. RefSeq names its product homeobox A9b (gene hoxa9b). Bases 1 to 723 code for a protein of 240 amino acids. NCBI's taxonomy places the organism in Eukaryota, Metazoa, Chordata, Actinopteri, Cyprinodontiformes, Rivulidae. The transcript is spliced from 2 exons. Gene Ontology annotation, biological process: DNA-templated transcription; embryonic skeletal system morphogenesis; regulation of transcription by RNA polymerase II. Gene Ontology annotation, cellular component: nucleus. The record is from RefSeq and is a predicted model, not a curated record. Gene Ontology annotation, molecular function: RNA polymerase II cis-regulatory region sequence-specific DNA binding; DNA-binding transcription factor activity, RNA polymerase II-specific.